UUCCUCGUUGGAUUCCAACCUCUGCGUUCUCGAUUUAUGCCGGUGCGCGACAGACGCCGCCGCCGCCUUUGAUCUCGUCAUCGGUGGAUCCCGACUGAGCGCUAUCACCUCUCCCUCUCUCUCUAAUUUGCCAAAUUGUAGUAUUUCCCCAUCAUCGAAUCGCUUGCGAGUUAGCAUCUUGUUUUCGAGUAUGUCCGCCCUCAAUGAUGGCAGUUCGUCCCCUCGAUCUCAGGUCACCAUUGAGCAGCGUGCCUCUCGAUGCUUCGAUGAUCUCCUCGAAUCCAUCAUCGUGGAUGUCGCAUCGGAAUGCCAUCGGAUAGCGAGGUUGGGCCUAGACCUCAAUCUGGAAGUGGAAGAGGAGGAGCUUCGGCUCUCCGCGCAAGCCCGGAUGGCGGAUCCUAGCUGCAGUAGUGAAUCAAAUAGCAAAAAUGUGGUGGACAUCUUCGGCCAGACUCAUCCACCCAUCGCUAGCGAGACCUUCAACUGCAUGAACUGUGGUCGGCCUGUCACGGCUGGAAGGUUCGCUCCUCACCUAGAGAAGUGCAUGGGCAAGGGCCGUAAGGCGCUCACGAAGAUCACCAGAAGCACUACAAUUGCAAGAAACCGGCAUGCUCGUGGCAGUCCAGUGACGGUCUAUGCUCCAUAUUCCACUAGUACUAACAGUAACAUAGUUCCCGAAGGCACUCCAAGGACAGCCAGGGAGGAAUUUGCAGAAUACACAUUCGAGGAGCCGUGACAUUUCUUCAAAGAGUCCAUUCAACUUCAAGAUGGCUCAUUCCCCUUAUCAAGUUCAUGAAGAUUAUGAGGUGCACAUUGUCCAAAAAUUGCUAUUGAGAAUUCCGGAUUGGCGCUUAGUUCACAGAUUCAUGUAAACUUUUUUCAUGUUGAACCCGUGCAGCAUGUUGUUUUCACUCAUCAAAGCUGAAGUUUGUCAAACUGGAUUUAGCUGUUGUUUUUGUUUGCUUGAGCCACAAAUGGUUGCCAUUAAAUACAAAGAGCAUUUGUAUCUGGAGGUAGAUUUAUUCUCCAAAAUGGAUAAAUAGAAAUGUUUAUGGUUUUCUGCGGUA
Molecule: messenger RNA, 1067 nt
Organism: Zingiber officinale
Lineage: Eukaryota; Viridiplantae; Streptophyta; Magnoliopsida; Zingiberales; Zingiberaceae
Product: SAGA-associated factor 11-like
Exons: 5
Coding region: 191-736 (181 amino acids)
Cellular component (GO): DUBm complex; SAGA-type complex
Source: RefSeq, a predicted model, not a curated record